Molecule: messenger RNA, 942 nt
Organism: Zymoseptoria tritici IPO323
Lineage: Eukaryota; Fungi; Ascomycota; Dothideomycetes; Mycosphaerellales; Mycosphaerellaceae
Exons: 1
Coding region: 1-942 (313 amino acids)
Source: RefSeq, a predicted model, not a curated record
AUGAAAGCAAAAGAAGAGCCACGAUCGUUUCCCCUCGAGGAUAAGCCUCUCACCCGCGAGAACAUCCUGAAGUGCCUUUCGAUCGCGCCGAGAGUGCCUCCAUCAGGAUGGGGUAGCAUGGUCGCCCGCCUACGCUCAGAUGUCGUCGUCAAGUACGGCCAAGAGCGCGUGCACAUCAAUGAAGCAAAUACCAUGCGACUAGUCAGGCAGCGGACUUCAACAGUCUUGCUACCGAAAGUGCUCGAUGCCUGGACCGCUACUGACUGUGGGCAAAACAGGCGAGAGCGAGGUAAAGAGGAUGUUCCGGUCACCUAUAUUGUCAUGCAAUAUGUACAUGGAACCGUGCUGAAGGACAAGUGGCCAACACUGAUAGGAACUGAGCGCGACAUACUUGUGCAACGUGUCGCUGACAUGCUCAAAGAACUUCGCACGGUGCAAGUGGACCAGCCAGGUCCGCUGGGCCAGCCGAUUCGUUGCGAAGGGAGAUAUUUCACCGAGUAUGAUGCCGGCCCUUUCGAAACCAAGGCCGACUUGACGCACUGGCUCAACAACCGCCUCGAAGUCUGCAAGCUCUUCCGCCAGGCACCACAAAAUCGUCCGGAACUGGCCAUUGAUGAAUUGGUAGUCUGUCACACGAACCUCAACGAGCGCACCAUCGUCGUUGCAGCGGACGGGAGUCCUUGGAUCAUCGACUGGACCUGUGCGGGUGGGUAUCCGCCAUGUUUCGAGCGUGGGAGUUUGAGACCUAUCCACGGAGACGCGGGAGAAUUUGCUCGUGCGCUGAAAGAGAAGAUUGCAUUCGAAGAGGACGAGCCCUUGCUGGCUCGCUUGGAUGAGCUGACGUUCGCCUUCUAUACUGCAGCACUGUGUCGAAGAUAUGACAUGGACUUUGGUCGCGACGAUUCUGAAGGGUCAGAGACCGACAGUUUGCUCGGUAAUUGA